This is a messenger RNA of Lathyrus sativus (Indian pea), 168 nucleotides long. NCBI's taxonomy places the organism in Eukaryota, Viridiplantae, Streptophyta, Magnoliopsida, Fabales, Fabaceae. The record is from the annotation of a GenBank genome assembly.
AUGGAGAAGAGGAUCACCCUGGUUCAAACCGUUGCCACCGCCGGCGUCUUCUCCGCCAUUUCCUUCUGGUAUGGAUUCAUGUUUGGCAGAGAAUCCUCUCGCAAAGAGCUCUCUCACCUAAUAGAAGAUCUCCGUCGCGGUAAUCCAGAUCCUCCUCCCCAUUCUUGA